Messenger RNA from Desarmillaria tabescens, 2046 nucleotides. RefSeq lists its product as uncharacterized. The transcript has 4 exons. The record is from RefSeq and is a predicted model, not a curated record. Lineage: Eukaryota; Fungi; Basidiomycota; Agaricomycetes; Agaricales; Physalacriaceae. The coding region runs from base 78 to 1844 and encodes 588 amino acids.
CCGAGUCAUCGAAACACUACUGACGACAGUGAUAGUCGAUUUUCAAGCUAUCUUUAUCUUUAUAGAAUUUGAUAGCAAUGAUCAAACGGCGACAACAGAUGACCCGUAAUGCCAUUUCGACGUCUUCCAUCUCUCUCAAAGACGUCCUCAGAGAAAGGGAGAAUCUCAACGUUCCAUUAACUCUCAGUGUUCUUGAUCGCGAAAUGCGCCUGCUUCCUGGCCCUCCAACCCACCUUUAUACCGGCGCAAUGCGAUCCAACGUUCCCAGGUCCACUCUGAACUUGGCUGCAAACUGCAUGACGGCCGUAUUUUCCCUAAUAAACGGCGAACAUGCCCUUUACCCAGAGCUCGUCGAGCGUGUCGAUGAACUUUUGACGCAUCUAGUACCAUGGAUGACGUGGAGCCUUGACUCUUUCAUUUCGACUCCUCAGAUUUUCAUCCCUAUAUACCCGCCAGUCGAAGGAAACAUAUGCGCGAACAUCCGCACCGCAACCGCUCUUUGCGCUUGUCUCAUCAUAGUGCCUUAUUACUUCCCCCGACUCUUCCAAACCCUCCCUUCGUCCAGUCAUUUCCGAAGUAUCACUUCUUUAAUGCCCAGAAUGACGCUAAAAUGGAUCUUAUGUGCGGAGCUGUACUUCCAUGAACCAGAAGACAUUAUUCACGUGACAAUGAAGGGCUUACUAUCGGGUCACUGCGGCGAGAAAUACAAGAAACAACUUAUCCAAGUGCUGCAAGUCCUACCUGCAGAUCGCCUCACUUCCUGUGUUCCUCAGCUCAUAUCACUCAUGCCAAGCCAUCACGACACAGCAUGGAAGUCCCUGCUCCUCAAUGCCUCGGUGGUUAGGAUCGCCGGCUCUCCACUGAGCAUGCCAGCUUCCCUUAUAAACGCUUUCCUCUUUAACCGCUCAGUUCAUUGGAUGUGUCAACUAAUCCGCCGCGUCCAACUCGCUGACAAACCUCCCAAAAUCAUCCCUUAUGCAAAACACAUUGUCGAUAUCUGUUUUGAAUACCUAGAAGCAAUAUUCCUAACCAGUGAACCGCGAUGGAUUGUGCAGGCCAUCGAUGGUGGCUUACUCGCAUGCAUAUUCGCAAAUGAUGAACCUUCGAAAACCAGCGACUUGAUCUUGGAAAUAAUAACCGUUAAUCUCGUUUGGCGUACGAUUCUACGUUCCACGCACAGAGCUAUGAAGGACGUUAAGCCUGUAUCAACAGCCGCUUGGCAGAAGUUUAUGGCAGGCAUUUCCAACAGAUGGGGCGUUCGUAAUCAUAUCAGCGCAGGAUUCAAUCUAUGUGGAAAUGAGAAAAAGGAUGCGGCAUCGCCUUUUGCUCGCCGUCGUGCCAAAGGGAAGCUGGGGAAGGCCACCGGCGUAUCUGCAGAAAUCAACGGCAGAGAACGGAAGGUAGCUGGAUAUCCCGAAGACUUUUCUCACCGAGACCGCAUCUAUCUCCAAGUUUUCAUCGGGGGCACGCUCGCGAAGGAACAAACUCUGAUGGAAAGGAAGGUCUUUGAAUACUCCCAGGACACCCCCUCCGAGACGGUUUUAGCAUGCUUGGACUACACCUGUUAUCCCAGUUCUAUCUCCAUUGCGUCCUUCGAAGAAUUUCGGCGGGUCUAUGUCGAUAAUCACGAUUUGCUUGAGGCAGUCGCGGAGGCCGAGAACGCUGUCUCGACGAAAGGCGACGACGAGAAAACGAAAGGUAUACUGUUGGUGACGUUGAUUCCUUGGGCAAACCGACCUCGUGCGGCUAUCCAAUGGCUCGAAUUCUGUCUUCUGCAUGACGUAGGAUCUUUUCAGCUUCUCCAAGAACCGGUACCCAUGGAUUCAUACAUUUUGACACGGUAACAGAGGAUGGAGCGGAUGGACUCUUCGGAUGUAGCAGGAAUCUGUGGUUCUUUGCUGGGACACUUUCGCACGGGCUCGUAUUAUCGAUAUCUGGAUCAAAUAGCUGGAGUACGCUGUCCGGUGCUUCUUGCUGUAACGCCUCCAUGUUAAGCUAAUCAACGAGUUCUUGGCUCUAGCUGUCAAUGAUUAAUAUUUACGAUCA